Molecule: messenger RNA, 717 nt
Organism: Camellia sinensis
Lineage: Eukaryota; Viridiplantae; Streptophyta; Magnoliopsida; Ericales; Theaceae
Molecular function (GO): zinc ion binding; nucleic acid binding
Source: RefSeq, a predicted model, not a curated record
AUGAAACCGCCACAGUUUCAUGGGGGAUUAGAUUCGUUAAAGGCAGAAACAUGGGUCCUCGACAUUGAAAAGCUAUUUGAAGUGUUCCCUUGUUCAAAGACACAGAAAGUAUUGUUAGCCACUUUUACUCUUGAAGAUAAGGCAAGAAGGUUGUGGAUGCUAAUGCGUGAAAACAACAAGGAUAUUGGUUGGGCACGGUUCUUGGAGAUUUUCUAUGACAAAUACUUUCCACAGUGUGUUCGUGACAGAAAGGUGUCAGAAUUUAUGGAACGUAAACAAAACAGCAUGACUGUAGCUGAGUAUGAGGCCAAGUUCACUGAAUUGGCUAGGUUUGCACCGCAUGUGGUCGACACCGAUGACAAGAAAGCGAGACAUUUCGAAGGGGGACUCCGAGAUGAUAUUCUGGAAAAAGUGAAUGUUCUCAAACUGGAGACCUAUAUUGAGGUGUUAGACCGAGCCAUAAUAUCUAAAGCUAACAUAGCCAGACAAGCUACAUCAACAACUGGCUGGAAGGGUAGUAAAAGACAAGGCUUCUUUUCGAAGAAGAAAUUUUCAAAGAAGCAGAAUAUAGGCUCCUCAACUACUUCUAACUCUUCCCGAGACACAUCUCCAAUGUGCAAUAUUUGCAGUAAAAGGCAUCGCGGAGUUUGUUACCGUAUGUCAAGGGCUUGUUUUAAAUGUGGUAAAACGGGACAUAUGGCCAGAGAGUGUAACUAG